Messenger RNA from Plodia interpunctella (Indianmeal moth), 3093 nucleotides. Its product is annotated as protein FAN-like. The transcript has 13 exons. Gene Ontology annotation, molecular function: protein binding. The coding region runs from base 312 to 2933 and encodes 873 amino acids. Lineage: Eukaryota; Metazoa; Arthropoda; Insecta; Lepidoptera; Pyralidae. The record is from RefSeq and is a predicted model, not a curated record.
GAUAAAUGUGCAGUUGUAGUACUCCCUAUUUGGUCAAGUUUUUUUUCAUUUUAUUUAGUUGUCAAUGUCAAGAAAGAAAGUUACUCGCUCGCUCUAGCUAGCUUAUUCAAACAAAACACUUUUCAGGUACCUACUUAGGUAGGUAGCUGUCUAGUAAAAUAAACAAGGACAGGAAAUAACUAAAUCAAAAAUAGACUUUUAGUUGUUGUAAUGACGGUUGUCUGCUUAGAGUAUGGUUCAUAUUUAAUGCGUACCCAUAUAUCAUUUUCGAAAAGAUAAUAAUUUACAUUGUCAGUGAAAGUUUCGUCAUAAUGGAUAAGCCGAGAUUCUCAAUGCUGCUCUUAGAGCCUGGCGAAAUAUACUUUGAAGACUUCUCAUGUAUUAUGAGUGACAAAGAAUCUGUUAGUGAGGAAAACGCACGCCAAGGUCGCCUGAAGCUUUGUUCCAAAUCGUUGGUGUUCGAGCCAAGAGAUUGGACAUAUCCUCUUGUGAAGUUGCAGUUCAAGGAUUGUGAUAAAUUAUCUAUUGUUAAGCCCAGAUCUCAAGAAUGGAGAAAUAUAAUCAGAGUGUCUAUGAAACAGUAUGCUGAAAUGCUUGCAGAAAAUGUUUUGGCUCCAUACAAAUUUGUUUAUGAGAAGAGAGAUUUUUUCAUUUUCUUUGAUUUUGCAUCAGCUGAAGAAUGUCUGUCACAAAUGGAGCAGCUACAAAGGGCUUCGACAUUACAUGCUCCAGAGCACAACAGUAUGGUUGCCACAAUACUACAUUCCCGGUACAUGAGAAUGGUCUUUGACCCUGUGAUGAUGGAUGAUUUUACUGAGGAAAUCAUUUGUGAGCUACAAGCUGAGAAAAUUUCCCCUCUGGUCAGGCAUCAGGGAAAGCUGGCUCUUACACCCACUACUAUUUAUUUUCAACCUUUUAGUAAUGUUGAAAGUAGUCCCAUAUUAAAACUAAAGCUCAGCGACUUGAAGAGACUGUACAAAAGGAGAUUUUUGCUAAGGCAAGUUGGUCUUGAGAUAUACAGUGCAGAGGAGAGCUCUCUGCCCCACAUCUACCUGACAUUCCAGUCGGAGAAUGACAGAGAUAGGGUCUACAAGAUACUGGAGAAUUCACCUCAUGUUCGGCUUCAGAGUGUACAUACUGACGAAAUGACUUUACAGUGGCAAAACGGCAUUGUAUCCAAUUAUGACUACUUGAUGUAUUUGAAUUGCCUUGCAGACAGAAGCAAGAAUGAUCUCACACAAUACCCAGUUUUCCCCUGGGUGAUCUCGGACUAUGUAUCAGAGGUAUUGGACCUUAGCAAAGUGGAGACUUUUAGAGACUUGUCUAAACCAAUGGGGGCCCUGAACCCAGACCGAUUUGAGAGGCUGAAAGAAAGGUAUGAUGAAAUGUGCGAGCCAAAGUUUAUGUAUGGAUCACACUACUCGGCGCCGGGGCUUGUAUUGUUUUAUUUGGUCCGUAAAUACCCACAGUACAUGUUGUGUCUGCAGAAUGGGCGAUUUGAUCAUCCCGACAGGAUGUUCAAUUCAGUAAAGGAUGUGUACAACAACUGUUUGAGGAAUAUGUCUGAUUUUAAGGAAUUAGUACCCGAGUUCUAUGACGUAGAGGCGAAAGGUGACUUUUUACUGAAUAUGUACGAAAUCGACUUCGGCGAGCGGCACGACGGCUCUAAAGUGAAUGACGUGGCUCUGCCUGCGUGGGCCAGUUCUCCCGAGGACUUCGUGCUUAAGUUGAGGGAAGCCCUGGAGUCUGAUUAUGUGUCCAAAUAUCUUCAUUUGUGGAUAGAUCUCAUCUUCGGAUACAAACAGAGAGGAGAGGAGGCUGUUAAAGCUUACAAUGUUUUUCACCACGUCUGCUACGAGGGCGCGGUGGACCUGGAGCGAGUGUGCGACAUGAACGACCGCCACGCCCUCGAAGUGCAAAUCAUGGAGUUCGGACAAGUGCCCAAGCAACUAUUCACCAAACCGCACGUCCGGAGAAUAACCCACCGGAUACAGCCAUCCUUGUCUCAAAGCGAUCAAAUCAAUGCGUCAUAUGAAAUGGAAUGUGUUGACACGUUUCGUCUGCAUAGGGAAGCGGUGACGUGCGUGGUUAGAAAAGGGAAUAGGGUGGUUUCAGUAGGGAAGGAUGGGACGCUGAAGGUGUAUGAUACGGUUCGUAAGAAGCAGAUCAGGAGCGUCAUUCUGUGCACGACGCCAUUGAGCUCGUGCGUCAUGGUCGAUGAGAACACAGUUGCUGUUGGAUCAUGGGAUAAUGAGAUAUAUCUGUACGACGUGGAAUACGGUAGAAUAGUAGAAAGUUUCCGAGCUCACGAUGAUUCUGUCAGCUGUUUGUUGUGGUUACAAAAUGAACGGGUGCUGGUGUCCGGCGGAUGGGACGGCGUGGCCCGCGCGUGGGGCAGCCUGCGGCGGGUGGGGCAGGCGCUGCGCGGGCUGCAAGCCGAACUAGACCACGAUGUCGGCGUCACUUCACUCUCAUAUAGACGUCGGCGACAGGAAGUCGACAUCCUAGCAGGCACGAGCGAUGGCGAGGUAUUCAUUUGGGAGUUGUCGACUCGGAAACUCCUCACGAAGGUCUCCGUCCACAGCUCGGCUGUGAGCUGCGCUUGUGUGGUGCCCUCUGCCGACAGAAUGGUCACUAUCGGGGAGGAAGGCGAUAUGAGGGUCACUGAUCUCGGCGUCUUGUGUUCGGUGUACCAAAAGCAGUUCGAAGCGGCGGCGACGGCGCUAUGCUGGGACGCCGGCGACGUGCUGUGGCUGGGACUGGCGACCGGCGGCCUCAAGCAGUGGCACCUGCACUCUGUGGCGCAGAGCGGCGACAGGCACGCGCACUCAGACGCCAUCAGCAGCAUUUACUUCGACGAGGUUUCACAAACGCUGGUCACAGCCAGCAAGGACAAGUCGAUAAAGAUAUGGCAGUUGUCGCGACCGUCCUGACGCGCAUGGCGUGACGUCACAACACACCAGUAUUACAGGAACACGGCUCACUAGCGACGGCGGCGUAGCAUUUCGAAAUUGUGAUAUUUUACAAACUUUAAAGAAUUUAUUAUGUUAUAAAUAUCUGUUCUAUAUAUAAAAGACGGUAUGGUAUAUUAUA